Molecule: messenger RNA, 429 nt
Organism: Beta vulgaris subsp. vulgaris (sugar beet)
Lineage: Eukaryota; Viridiplantae; Streptophyta; Magnoliopsida; Caryophyllales; Amaranthaceae
Product: zinc finger protein GAI-ASSOCIATED FACTOR 1-like
Exons: 3
Coding region: 1-429 (142 amino acids)
Cellular component (GO): nucleus
Molecular function (GO): DNA-binding transcription factor activity
Source: RefSeq, a predicted model, not a curated record
AUGCCUGAUCCAGAUGCAGAGGUAAUAGCUUUGUCACCGAAAACAUUAAUGGCGACCAACAGAUUUGUAUGUGAAAUAUGUAACAGGGGUUUUCAAAGAGAUCAGAAUCUUCAGUUACAUAGAAGAGGGCAUAAUUUGCCAUGGAAGUUGAGGCAGAGAUCGAGUAAAGAGGUUAAGAAGAGAGUUUAUGUUUGCCCAGAAAUUAGUUGUGUUCAUCAUGAUCCUUCAAGAGCUUUGGGAGAUUUGACUGGGAUUAAGAAACAUUUUUGUAGAAAACAUGAUAAUGGUAGCAUUUACAGGGAUAAGUCAGAGAUGGGUGAGGUUGAGGAGAGUGAAGCAUCAAUUCAAGUUACUUUUCGAGAAAAGAAAUUGAAGGAUUUUUUCAGCGAUUCGAAGAAAUUGAAGUAUGCGAGCUCAAAUUUAGAUUAA